AUGAUAAAAAACUUGUUUACUCAAUCGAUCAAUCCUUAUCGCUUUCCAAAAAUUCUCAACUGGGCUAAACAGGGAAAGUAUUUCAAUUUCGAUGGUUAUCCAAUAUUUUAUUAUGAUUCAAGCGUAGCCGAUACAACAGCUAUAUCAAAACCAACAUUAUUAUUACUUCACGGAUAUCCAACAUCAUCAAUCGAUUCGUUGUGCAUGCUAGAUGAGUUACAACGACGAUUUCGUAUUAUUGCUCCUGAUUAUCUGGGUUACGGUCUCUCAGCUAAACCAAUAUCUUUUGCAUACUCGAUAUUCUCGCAAGCAAAUAUGAUUGAACAAUUGAUGAGUUCAUUAAAUUUGAGUCAAUUUCAUAUAUUGGCACAUGAUGUAGGAGAUACAAUUGCUCAAGAACUAUUAGCUAGACAAAUUGAUCGUAGACAAUAUAUAAUUCAAUCAACAGUAUUUCUUAAUGGUGGCUUAUUUCCAGAAGCUCAUCAUCCAUUUAUAAUGAUGAAACUACUGAAAACACCUUUUAUCGGAGCAAUAAUUCAAUAUAUAGUUCCUAGAUCACUAUUCGCUUCAGCAAUUAAUCGAGUUUUUGGUCCGACAACUAAACGAAGUGAACAAGAAUUAAAUGAAAUAACUAGCUUGCUAUUUUACAAUGCGCCAUACAAUUUAUUACAGCAAUUACAAUGUUAUCUUAAUGAACGAAUUACUCAUAGAGACCGAUGGGUCAAUGCAAUGAACAAAGUGCAAACACUUGAUGAGAAUCCCAUUCCUAUUAGACUUAUCGAUGGACCAUUUGAUCCAAUUAGUGGAAAACAUAUGGUAAAAAGGUAUCGAGAAAUUAUUGAUAAACCUGAUACUCGUGUAUUAGCUGAGAAUAUUGGCCAUUAUCCAAAUUUAGAAGAUCCAGAAAAUACACUAAGACAUUUUCUCGAUUUUCAUACCUCGAUUUCGGCUUGA
Molecule: messenger RNA, 954 nt
Organism: Didymodactylos carnosus
Lineage: Eukaryota; Metazoa; Rotifera; Eurotatoria; Philodinida; Philodinidae
Source: the annotation of a GenBank genome assembly